Molecule: messenger RNA, 1149 nt
Organism: Trametes versicolor FP-101664 SS1
Lineage: Eukaryota; Fungi; Basidiomycota; Agaricomycetes; Polyporales; Polyporaceae
Exons: 20
Coding region: 43-1149 (368 amino acids)
Source: RefSeq, a predicted model, not a curated record
CGCUGCGCUGCACUCCAGCAACAUUGCCAAUGCGCGGCUGAGAUGGCUAUCACGGUGGACCCGUUUGCUUUCUUUGACGUCACGAUAGGUGUUACUCUCAUAGGGCUAGCAGUGACGGCGAGUCUCUUUGGAGUUGCCACUGCUCAGGUGGGUUGGUAUUACAGGCAUUACCCUCGAGACCGGAGGUUUCUGAAGAUGCUGGUGGCUCUCGUCUGGAGUUACGACGCAUUUCACCUACUGCUUUACACCGCUACAAUGUGGAACUACCUUGUGAUGAAGGAUUUGAAUUUUAUGGGCCUGACCCUACUGCCAUGGGAAUCAAGCGCGCAGUUGCUGUGUAAUGCUUGCGCUAUUGUCACGAUCCAAUCGUUUUACUCGUACCGCAUAUGGACGCUCAGCCAGAAUCGGUAUCUCGCAGCGCUGCUGGUCAUUUUUGUCUGCGCAGACUUCGGACUUGCUUUCACUCUUUUCAUGAAGAGCCUCACGACGAAGAACGUAAUCGACUUCAUAGGGCUCACAAAUUUUGACAUCGCUCUCAGCUCGGUCACGGCUUCAACCGAUGUCCUAUUAUCUGCGACGCUCUUCACGCUCCUCGCCUUGUCCCGCACGGGUUCCGUAGGCGCCAAUCGGCUCAUCAACAAGCUGGUCCUAUACACGAUCAAUACGGGGGCGCUCACCAGGCAAGUAAGCUUCGAUAUUGACGGAAUUUACGUUAAUGCUGGUGCAUGUAGCUUCUUCGCGGUGGUAUCGUUGAUCACCGUCAUCAUCAUGCCCACGACAUCUGUCUACGUGAUGUUCUACUAUAUCGGCGCCCGCCUAUACUCCGUCUCCCUCCUGGCUACGCUGAACGCGCGAGAGAGCCUGCGCAUACAGGCAGAGUGCAUCGGGCACGUCACGCUGCCGCGCCUCUCCAGUAUCUCGCGCGUCACGACAACCGCGGCGUCCAAGCAGCCCGUCGUCGUGGCGAUCCAGCACAGUUCGAGCGUCGCGUACGAGGAUGAGGACGAGUUCGGCGUGAAGGAGGUGUAUCGCCGCGCGCCGGGCCACCAGCAGGGCGAGGACGACUCGGAACGAGAUGGGGCGAGCUUGCGCGAUUGCCAAUGGGAGCCGAUGAAGUUGAAGGCGCGUGCAGGCCUUCCAGGGUUCUGA